AUGUGCAGUGAUGCUCUGAAAUACUUGGAUCGGAUAUGUGACGUCGAGGGGAUACCAGUAACAGAUAAGGAACUUACCAAGAAACAAAUAAUCAAGGGUCUGAAGGCAAAUGGAAAAGUUUCAAUGGCAGUUGAACGGCCUGUCACUAAGGAGAGGAAAGAAAAAGUGGAGCGAUUGCUGUCGAUGAUCGAGCAUCAACCGGCGUCAGUUAUGCUGGAGCCUGAUGUGAUUGAUAUUUUGGUACGGUACAAUGCAAGGCUCAAGGCACAAAAGCCACCGAAAGCGCAUAGCGCCCUUGCCAAGAAAGGUGCUCGCGAUAAUGUACACCAAGCGUGCGUGAAAUCGAAAAUUGAAUCCGUUCAUAUAGGGAUGGACAACGAACUUCUACAAGAAGAUCUCGAGAAAGUGCCUAUAAAGACUUAUGAGACGUCGUUGGCAAGGCUGCAAAACCAGGAUCAGAAGGAUCCUAAUUCUCUGUGUAUCACAGAAAUGAUCCAAACUGACGGUGUUCCCAACCCUCCACCACCAGUUUAA
Cooperia oncophora is the source of this 534-nucleotide messenger RNA. NCBI's taxonomy places the organism in Eukaryota, Metazoa, Nematoda, Chromadorea, Rhabditida, Trichostrongylidae. The record is from the annotation of a GenBank genome assembly.